Zea mays is the source of this 926-nucleotide messenger RNA. RefSeq names its product harpin-induced 1. Bases 97 to 681 code for a protein of 194 amino acids. Gene Ontology annotation, cellular component: plasma membrane. The transcript has a single exon. Gene Ontology annotation, biological process: defense response to other organism. The record is from RefSeq and is marked provisional. Lineage: Eukaryota; Viridiplantae; Streptophyta; Magnoliopsida; Poales; Poaceae.
CUGCACGCCAGUCUAGCUAGUGGGCCAGGCUUCGUCCUCGACCAGAAUUUAACCGGGCGGGUGCUGCUAGCUGGUCCGAUCCGUUGGAGAGAGACGAUGGCGGAGCCCAGACGCACGCGGCCGUCGACGUUCCGGUGCGCCGCGGCGACGGUGCUGGCGCUGCUGGUGGUCGUCGUCGUCAUCGUCCUCCUGUGGCUCUUCCUCCACCCGUCCAAGCUCUACUUCUCCGUCGACCACGCCGGCACGACGGGCUUCAACUUCACGGCCGCCGGCGGGCUCGCGGGCGCCUUCGACCUCACCCUGCGCGCCUCCAACCCGAACGAGCGCGCGAGCGUGUCGUACCGCUGGGUCGACGUCGGGGUCUGGUACAACGGCACGUACCUCGCGGGCGCCCACGCGCCGGGCUUCUUCCAGCGGCCCGGGGACGAGACCCGGCUGGACGUGGUCGCGCGGGCGGCGCCGGACGCCUGGGUGCUGCCGCGGGGCGUGGAGGAGGGCAUGAAGAAGGAGCGCACGGCCGGCAAGCUGGCGGUGGACGUGCACGUCGUCGCCAAGGUGCGGUUCCGCUACGGCGUGGUGCGGACGCGCAAGUACACCGUUCGCGCCAGCUGCCCCGCGGUCCCCGCCGAGUUUGUGCCGCCGACCUCGUUCGACCGGGUGAACUGCCACGUGCACAUAUGAGUUUUACGAAACCCUGCGUGAGAUGGUCCAAGGGAUUAAGCUCUGGGUGGAUUGAUUGGUUGGUUGGUUGGUUUUAUCGAUGCCUUCUUUUCGUGCUAUCUUGGUUUGCUUGUUGUCUGCAUGCUUAUUUAAUUUCUUCGCUUAAUUACUCUAUUGUUUUAUUUUAUGCAAACUGAUUUUCAUGGAUUGGCGAUGUAAUUAUCUGUAAGAAAAUUUAAUUUGAACCAACGUACGGAGGUUGCAUG